Schistosoma margrebowiei is the source of this 6258-nucleotide messenger RNA. NCBI's taxonomy places the organism in Eukaryota, Metazoa, Platyhelminthes, Trematoda, Strigeidida, Schistosomatidae. The record is from the annotation of a GenBank genome assembly.
AUGUCUGACGAACGUUCAAUGAAAAAAGCUGAAAAACACAAGCUAUCUGAUCCACUUGACGAUGUAGCUUGGAAAAUUAUGCGAAAGAUGGGUUAUGAACAUGGUCAAGGAUUGGGUGUUAAUGCUCACGGUGUAGUUGAACCGGUCGCAUUGAGUAAACAAAAAGGCAGAAGUGGUCUCGGUUCAGUAAGAACAACAUCGUCAUCUGAUAAAAAGAUUGAAUCAUUCUCAGGCGAACUCUAUCAAUCUUCCAAUCCAAAUUUAGUCUGGCAUGAAGGUUGUGAUGAUGAUUAUACUACAGCUGAUGGAGAUCGUACGUGGUCAUGGUCAAUGGAAAGCGGAUGUUCUACUAAUUCCUUAUUGGAAUUGAAUUCUCUAAUUAUCAGUCCCGAUAAACCGGAGGCUUUAGGUCCGCCUAUUGAAGAGUUGGAUAAUGAAGAUAAAUUCUGCUCAAUUCAUCUUGUUCAAGAAGUUUUAAAUUAUAAGAAUCAGUUGGAUUAUUUAUCAAAAUUGAAUGUCACUAAAAGUCAUGAACGUUGUAAUCCAUAUGAAUUGAUAAAGAAAGGGAUUUUUAUGAACAGAGCUGCAAUGAAAAUGGCCAACAUUGAUUCAAUCUUUAAUGGAAUGUUCACAACUGCUGCUCCAAAAGAUGAUGUAUUAUAUUUUGCUGAUAUAUGUGCUGGUCCUGGAGGUUUCUCAGAAUAUACUUUAUGGCGACGAUGUAAUGCUCCAUAUCAUAUUCACUCAUCAAAUGAAUCGAAACGGCUUAACAAUACACUCAGUCCUAAUCAUCAUUCCAAUAUCAAUGAUAAACUACUAGAAGAUACUACUGAAUCUGUCGAUCAUAACAGUCCUACUAAUAAUACUAGUACUACUUCAGAGAAACAACAACCAUUACUGUCUGCUAAAGGAUUUGGUUUAACAUUAACCGGUCAUUGUGAUUUUCGUGAAAAUGAUUUCUUGGCUGGUCCAAAAGAAGCUUUUAUGGCACAUUAUGGACCAGGACGUGAUGGGGAUGUUACAAAAUGGUCGAAUUUAGCCUCAUUCGCAUCAUUUAUUGGUCGUAGUACAAAUAAUGCUGGUGUACAUAUUCUAAUGGCAGAUGGAGGUUUCGAUGUAUCUAGUCAGUAUAAUCUUCAAGAGGUUAUGUCUAAACAAUUGUACUUAUGUCAGUGUUUAUGUGCAUUAAUCAACCUUAGACCAGGUGGACAUUUUUUAACAAAAUUAUUUGAUACAUUCACUGAAUUCACAAUUGGUAUAAUUUAUUUGAUGGGUUAUUUAUUUGAAGAGAUUUUCAUUAUAAAACCCGUAACUAGUCGACCAGCUAAUUCGGAACGUUAUUUAGUAUGCAAGAAUUUACGAUCAUCUUUAAACACAAUGGCUGGUUGUGUACCUGCUCCCAAAUCAUCAUCAUCCAUGACAAGUCAUUCGGAUUCCACUGAUCAAAAGUCAAGUUUCCGACAGAAGACACGUAAAUUUCCAGGUCAACAAACAACCACCACAAAUGGUAUUGUUGUUGAUGAUAUAGAAGCCAGUAAAAAGUUUGGCAUUCUAACUGAUAUGAAACAAUCUGGUUCACUUGGUCUAGUGAUCAAUCAUUUUUUACAAGUUAAUGAAAAGUUAAAUCAAAUUAAGACAAACCAAUCAGUGUUGUCAUCAUCAUCGUCAAUCAAUCCAAAAUUGGAUGUAUUAAGAAUAUGUCACACUGAAAUAAUUGAACAAGAUGAAAAAUUUAUGCAAUUUAUUCAGGGGAUGAAUGAAGAUUUUGCUAGAUAUCAAUGUGUUGCUUUGUCAAAACUAUUAGCAUUCUCUCAAGAUCAUAGUCUUAUUGAAAAGAGACAAGAUGAAUUGUAUAGAACAUGUUUAGAAAAAUGGAAGAUUCCAAUAACAGAACGUCGACCUGUCCCUUGGCCUUUAUUAUCCGCUAAUCGUUCACCAAUUAUUCGUCGUUUAUUAGGUGAUAGCGAAAAUUUGACAUCACUCAAUACGUUACCAUCAGAAUAUCGUACAAAUAUACGUCUUACACAAUUUACUAAUGCAAAUUUAAAUAAUUUAGAUAUUUUAUAUCAUAGUCGAAUUGCUUUAGUAUGCGGUAAUCCGUCGAUUACAUCAACUUCUGAACCAGCUCAAACAAUGUUCAUUUAUUCACAUGGAUCUGCAGUUACGGAUAUUUAUUGCACUGUUGAUGGAGAUCAAUGGAAUAGAUUAGAUCAAGUGAUACCAAGACUAAACCCACGACUUCCACCUAGUACAUUAAUUUGGGGCCAACCAUUUUAUGAAUAUGCUGUGAAGAAUGGUUUACGAAAACACGGUUUAUUUAUAUAUGAUGUUGUGUGUAUCUACGGUCGAGAUUGUCGUAAAUUACCAUACAGGAAAAGAAUGGAAUUAGCUGAACAAAUGACAAAUGUAAUUAAUUUUCCAGAUAUGACUUCAUCCAAUGUUCGUGUACCACCAUUUCUAAAAUUGUCAGAAAUAGUUGAUUAUGUGAAAAAACUACCUCUUCUACCAUGUAAAGAUUCACCAACACUUGUACCAAUGCAUUGUUUAUCCGAUGGUUUUACAUUUCAACCACAUUCUUUGUUAUUAGUACAACAUAUGACGGAUAAUUGGACUGAAGAGAUUAGUAGGAGUACUGGAAAGGUGUAUUACUUUAACCGAGUGAAAUCUGAAUCCACUUUCGAUUUACCAGAAAGUGAACACUUGUCAUUCACCGAUACACAUUACACAAAACUACCUUGGAUAACAGAACAAAAAUAUUAUCCAAGUGUUACUACUUUAGUACAAUAUUUAGAAAAAAUGUCAGAUCCUUAUUCAUAGUUAUUGGAUGAUAUGCCUAUCUAUUCAUUGGUUCAGAUUAUUUGUUUUCAAUUUCAUUCAAACAGACACACACACACACACUCACAAACACUUUUUGUAUGUUUCUUUUUUGUUUUAUUCAUGAAGAAAAAAAACAAUAACCUAAUUGUUUGCCCCCUUUGUAUAGAAUUUUUUUCUUGAUUCGUAAUGUUUGUUUUACCGCAAAAUAUUUUCAAUGGUUUAUAAGAGGAGUAAAUGAUGAUGAUGAUGGGGGAGGGUUUCUCAUCCAGCUAAAACGUUGGGAGUUCGGAUUGUUUUGUUGUUAGGUGAUUGAAGUUAUAAAACUACUUAUGGACAAUUUUUUUUACUUUUGCAUAAAAUUUCAUAUUUGUUACUGUAAGCUUGUUUGGCUUCCUCAAGAUUGUCUGUAUCAUACAGCCUUUUCAAAGUUGAUGACACAAUACUUUUGGUUAAAUUCUAUGAAUUCAUAUGGCAUUUAGUCCUUUCUCUUCUCAUAUAUAAGUUAUAUAAUAUACUCUUGUGGGUUAUAUACCAUAUAGGCUUUGACGCUACAAUCUGAAUAGUACAGUUCAAUCCUAUGGCACAACCACACAGGUACCAAGCAUCCUAAUCUAAUGUGUAUAGUUGAUUACAAAAUAUUAAAAUGAAAUUGUUUUUCAGGGAUCAGUUAUCGUGGAUGAUGAGUAAAAUUAUUGUCUAAGGUUAUCCAAAACGUUGUUCAUGUUUAACAAGUAAUUAUGUUUUGUAUAACACAUUCAACUUCUCUAUUCCUUUAUUAGAUCAGUUCUGGAUAUUGGAAUGUAAUUUCUUCAUCAAAUGAUUUCAUUUCGGUUGUUUGGAGUUAUCCAUAACUGUUUAUUAUGAACAUGUCAGUGUAGUACAGCCAACUUAUCGGAUAAAAAACACAAAUAUAAUGAUUCUUAGGGUUGGGAAAUAAUUUCUUUGCUGAAAAUCAUUCUGUUAUAUAUUAAAGACUGUCACUAAAUGAAUGAGACCUAAUGUCUCAUUGAAAAAGAAUGAACAUAAUUCAGCGUAGAGAAUUUUCUUGACGAUUUAAUUUACCGAAGGCUUACAAUUAUAUUUGUCGUUAAUUUCACUUGCCUCCAAAUGCCCUGGUACAACUGAGAGUUGGGAGAGUCAGCUCUCCCUCUCGAAAUGUUCUGACAUGAUCACGUAUAUACAGCCACUGCCAGGGAAUUCCUACUCACUGCCUUCUCGAGGCCGGGGUGUUGUUUACAAAAUUGAGAGAACGGAAAGAGGGUUGGUGAAUACGGAGGAUUCACCUUGGGGAGUUGGAAAAUCCUGAUUUCAAACCGAUGGUGCACACGGGCACCAGUACCCUGAAGGAACAAGUAGUGUAUAAACCAAUUGUUGGUCACCGACUACCAUGGGACUGCAUCUCCUUAUGUUGUUCCACUGCUUUGUGGGUCAUACCUUUAGGUCGAAGGCUCCGGAUGUGGCCCCCUAAGAAGACCACCUGCUUCGUUUUGGGCACCCGGACAGUAUUCCAGUCGUCACAUAUAUCAAAUGAGAUUUGUGUGGCGCAUAUGUAUUUGGUGCAUCCUUCUACCAAUGUUUACGUGUUUAAAUAAAUAAAUCACUUGCUAAAGUAGUAAAAAAAGGAUGAUGUUGAACAAUUGAACAUUCUUAAAGUGUUAUGUUAUCAUAAACUGUUUACGAAAAUAAGAUAUUGAAGGGAAUUUAUUUAAUAAUGGGUUUGUGAGAAACUACAAAGAUAAAGACAAUUGGUCCACUUGAAAGCUAUUAAGAACCGAAUAAUUGAAUGUUCUAAUGAUGGUCAAUUGAUAGUUGUAAAUAUAAUUGAAAAAAGAGUAGAAAUAAUAAUUUUUCACAGAAAAAUCAAAGAUUACGAAAGAUUGGGAAAGGAAGUUUACGGCUAUGGAAGAAUGAAGGACUGAAUAUAUUGUCUACGUAAACAAAGAGUAGGCUUGAAUAAAUGGAUAGUAAUAGUCUCUUCUGUACAUAAGUUUUUUUCAUUUGCAGUCCUCUUGAGCCUACUUUUCUUACCAUAAUAAUUUAAAGGGGGAUUCUGGUGAAGCUGAGUGACUAGUAUUGAAUAGGUGUUUCAUGAUUAGGCUUUUGACAGACUUCCUCAAUCCUUUAGAAAUCUAUGUAGGUUAAUGUCCAGAGAUGCUUUCCGAAAGGGCGGAUUGAUCAAACCCAAAGCGGGAGAUUGUCCUCCACACAAUUACAAAUCAUGGACUGACUGGUAAAGAUAAUACAAAGCUUAAGCGAUUAGAAACUUUUUCUCAGUGAUCUCGAAAAUCUUUCAGAGUGCUACUGUAGUAGCUCGUUUAAAUUUAGUUUCCAUAAGGAAAGAGUCCUCUUUGGUGCUAUGGACACUGUCUCAUCUUGUUGUUUUGGCUUCAGAUUUUUCUCAGUAAAUCUAGAUUGUUAUGUAUUCUACUUGAUUGCGGCAGGAUACGAUAUGCAAUUAACGGCACUCGGACGUGUGGAACCCCACAGUGGUGAAAUCAGAUGUAAGAAGCAGGGGAAGUGAUGACAGGGUAUGAAUAAAUAAGGUACAAAAAACGGGUACUUAUGGUUAUUGUCGUUGGCUACGACAUCAUUAUAAUUCGAUCGAUCCCCAAGGAGGCAAUUUAUGCUAUUGUCUAAUCGUAGGAUGCCACAUCGAUUUUCUAGACAGCUAUAACGGGUUUUCAUUGGAUGGAAUCUCUACGGUUCGUUAGUCUCCAGAGACUUGUGCUUUUCGGAGUAAGUCCCAAUAUGGAUAUUCAUUAUUCAUAAAAAUUUGCUGCAAUUUAUCAAUUUCGAUAUACAUGGCAUUCUCGGUAAAAUUUCGUCUAGCCCCCUUGCAGAGAGUAUGGAUCAGGUUUCUCUUUUGCUUCAAUCUCCAAUGCUGGGUCCCAUUGAGGACAAUUAGUUUGUGAAUAUAGUGUUGUUUACCGAUUCAUUAUAUCUAACGUUUCCUAAGAUUGUAAAUUAAAGUCGGUUUUAAGUAACCAAAUGGAUUUGAUAAUAAACUGUUUUGUGUUGACUAUAAAAAUUUGUUUCUAUUUAUUUAUUUCAGUUCAUUAUGUACUACACAUUAAAACACCAGCAGUCCGAAUCAUAUAACUGAUUUUUUAACACUACCCCAGUUUGUUAGAAGUUUAGAACAUUUGCUUUUAUUAUGAUAACGAAAUGAAAGUUAUUUGUCGUUUGUAGCGAUACGUUAACGGAAUACAAUCUGGACAUGAGAUUAUACAAUCGCCGAACUGGAUAGAGUGAUAUACAUAAAUACAAUAUCCGACUGACAAUAGAGAACCAGGUUAUAUGUUUACGAUAACGCGUUACAAACUGUCUCCGGUUAAUGAAACAAUAAGUAGAAAUCGGCAAUAGAAAGAAAUUCACAAUAUUAUUCGUUUUUCAACGUUUAACAAAGCUAAGUAUCUAUUUCAUAGGUCUAUCACAGUCUAC